AUGGAAACUUUGACAUCUGAGCAGAUAAAAUAGACUGUGCUAGAUUAAGAUAUUAGAUCCCUAGUUUAUUAAAAACUUAUUGAUAACAUUGAAAUUCUUAACAAUCAAACGAACAAAGUGAUUUCAAAUGUGAACUAGUUUUGCCAAAUAUCAAAUGCAUCAUUUGCAGAUUUCAACCUUGAAUAGCUUGAUGAUAAUUUAAAGAGCCUCAAGCUAUCAAAGAGCAUCUUGCUGCUAAACAAGUUAGUAACUUCUCAGCAGGAGUACAUUAUUAGUAUGGAGAAUAAGUACAAAGAACUGCAGAGCAUCCGCAUUGUUUAGUUGAAUGAUUUCUCCUUCUUGAAUUAUGAAAUGCUUUUGGAUGAUAAAAUAAUGAUAAGUGAUAAGUUUAAGCAUUUGAUUCAAAGUUUUACUAAGUAAUUUGACUUGAAAGAAGUAUUUGAAAAGAUGUUUGGCUAAUAUUUAGAUCAAUUAAAGAAUCAUGAAAAUACCAACUAAUCUGAAUACGACUUAAGAGUGUAGCUAUUAAACUAAUAAAAGUAGUAUAAGGGGCUAGAAUUAAAGCUAUAAUAAAUGAAACUUGAAUAUCAAUAGCAAUUGGAACUAAAUUACAAAGAGAUUCAAACAAUCUAGUUACUUAACUAGCAACAUGUGAAUAUUUAAGAUAGUAUUGAGGUUUAAACAAAAAAUCUUGGUAAUUUCGAUAAACUGAAUCGACAGUUUAGAUCCCAAGAAUAAUACCUUAAAGAGCAGCACAAUAUUAUUUAAGAUUAGAUCUAAACAGCCACAUUCAUAAUAGAGUAAUAAGCGAAAGGAAAGGUAAAACAUAGCAAGCAAAAGAUAAAUGAUUUUAACAACAAAAAUAGCUCCUAGAGGUAUUCUGACAGUUCAGAAUGGAAAGAAUAAAGUUUAAGUUAACCAAGGUUUGGUUAGUGCUUUAUCGCCUCUAGACACAAAUGA
This is a messenger RNA of Stylonychia lemnae, 960 nucleotides long. NCBI's taxonomy places the organism in Eukaryota, Ciliophora, Spirotrichea, Sporadotrichida, Oxytrichidae. The record is from the annotation of a GenBank genome assembly.